Molecule: messenger RNA, 1395 nt
Organism: Stylophora pistillata
Lineage: Eukaryota; Metazoa; Cnidaria; Anthozoa; Scleractinia; Pocilloporidae
Product: mucin-like protein
Biological process (GO): cell-matrix adhesion
Molecular function (GO): calcium ion binding
Source: RefSeq, a predicted model, not a curated record
UCAAGGUCAGUGAAUGAUUCGGAUGGCCUUUCAUCCUUCGCAUCAAGCGUUUUUGGACAAAGUUCUGCAGCUUUCGCAGAAAACUCGGCGAAGAGGUCUGUGUAUGAAUCGGAGGGCCUUUCAUCCUUCACAUCCAGCAUUUUUGGACAAAUUUCUUCAGCUUUGGCAGAAAACUCGAAGAAGUCUGUGUAUGAUUCGGAGGGCCUUUUAUCCUUCACACCAAGCGCUUUUAGACAGAGUUUCUUGGUUUUGGCAGAAAACUCCAGGUCGGUGUAUGAUUCAGGAAGCCAUUCAUCCAUCGUUUUUGGACAAAUUUCUUCAGCUUUGGCAGAAAAGUCAAGGUCUGUGUAUGAUUCGGAGGGUCUUUAUUCUUCCGCAUCCAGCGCAUUUGCCGAAAAUCAUUCAGUUUCAGCAGAAAACUCAUGGUCGGUGAAUGGUUCAGAGAGCACUUCAUCCUCCGCAUCUACUGGUUUAAUGCAAGACAUUCCUUCGGUCUCAGGAAUUCGUCCAUCCUCUUCAUCAAGCGUCGGACGGAAAAUUGUAUCAUCCACCAUUAUGUACAGAAUGUCAUCGCCUCCGGCUUCCUCUGUCUGUUAUUGCCCAUGUAGCACAUCAACAACUGCCCCUUCGCCAAGCAGGGCUGUUGUUUCCCCCACGCCCACUCCAUCAGUUGCAAGCAACAUGUAUCCCUACGGAUCGCAGCAAAAUGACAGUGAAUUCGGUCUGGACGAUUUUCCCUAUUACUACUCCGACCGCGGCGUGAAGAUCAAGACAGAUUGGAUUGGAAUUCCAUUUUUCUCGCAGAGGCAUUACAAGUUAUAUAUUUGUCGCAAUGGUAUAAUCCAGUUGAAUUAUGAGUGGAGCUGGUGGUGGCCUCGGAAAUUUGGUAUCUACUGGUGGUUCGACAACAUGGGUAUUAUUGCGCCCUUCUGGGCCACAAUCGAUUCUUAUUUUGCCUUCAAAUAUGGUCAUUCAAAGGUUUAUUAUCAAGUGUACAGCCAAACCAAAGAAACAUCAAAUGAAAUUCUGGAUAUGGCUUCAAAGCAUGUGCAGAACUACACCGAGGGAUUUGGCGACUUUGAGGCCACUUGGGUCCUUGUUGUGACUUGGGAAAAGCUCUGCCCAUACGUAUAUUAUCCAUACCGAUAUUACUACCAAAAUAUCAACGAGAAGAAUUUUACGUUGAAUUGUCGUCGAAGUAACACCUUCCAAGCUGUCUUAAUAACGAAUGGGUUUAACGCAUUUUUGAUGUAUAACUACCCCUCUAAAGGAAUACAGUGGCUGGUUGACACAGAGCCGGAGUACUACCGAUACUGGACCAACUACUAUGGUCUUCCUGUAGCCGGCUGGAAUGCAGGGGACAAUGGCAAAAAUUUUGAGAACCUGAAAGGGUAA